AUGAACUCUCUGACUGUGAUUUCGGUGGCGGCUCUCGUGGCUAGCGGCAGCGCCUCCUUGCUUGCGUACAACGGCGUAUAUGGAGGCCAUCACGGCCUUCUUGGCGCCUAUCCUUACGCAGGGUAUUCUGUGUGGUCUCCUGCACCUGUAUCCUACAACGUGGCACCUGCACCUGUUUCCUACAACGUAGUUCCCUUCGCACCUGUAGCACCUGUCCAGUCUCAGUAUCACGCUCAGGAUGAGAUCGGUCAGUACUCCUUCGGUUACGCCGGCGGUCCUUCUUCACGCGCUGAGUCUCGCGAUGCCUUCGGUGUUGUCCGUGGAUCGUACAACUACGUGGACUCUGAGGGCAAGGUUCAGACUCAGCACUACGUGGCUGACGCCCUUGGCUUCCGUGCGUCCGGCACCAACCUUCCUGUGGCUCCUGACGCCCCUCUGGCCGCCCUCCCCGGCCCCGUCCCCGAACCCGUCCAGGACACUGCUGAGGUAGUCGCCGCCAAGCUCGCCCAUUUCCAGGCCUACAACGAAGCCGCCGCCGCCGCCGCUGCCGCCCCAGACACCCGCUAA
Messenger RNA from Penaeus vannamei (Pacific white shrimp), 567 nucleotides. The record is from RefSeq and is a predicted model, not a curated record. Lineage: Eukaryota; Metazoa; Arthropoda; Malacostraca; Decapoda; Penaeidae.